AAAAAUUGAUUAAAAAUGCUUACCAGGCUCUACGUGACUCCUUUCGUAUUCGGCUUCCUGUACUACGACUUAAAGUACCUGCAUCCUUCUCUUCCAAAGAUGAAAUAUCCAGACCAGAAGGGAACAAAGGAGGAUCUUGAUAUGCUCAAAGACAUCCUAAAGCUAAUGGAACUUAAUAAUACAAUGGUGAGCAAUGACCAAUUACUAUCCAGUGCACAUCCGAACGGGUACUUGUACAGGAAAGUGCAGUAAAAUAUGUGGAGCACAAAUUCUAU
Moneuplotes crassus is the source of this 275-nucleotide messenger RNA. Lineage: Eukaryota; Ciliophora; Spirotrichea; Euplotida; Euplotidae. The record is from the annotation of a GenBank genome assembly.